UAUAAGUCUGUCCUGGUCUUUGGUCACCUGCCUCGAGCUCUGGGCAGACGCACGACUCCAUACAUCGGCUCGCCCCGAGAGAUUGGACAUCCUGGGGCCACGCGCACCGCAUUUCGGAUGCCGCAGCUGCUGGUUUGCUCGUGCAGCUGUGAUUGAGCGCGGCACUGUGAGUCUCAAGUCUGCGAGGCCACAGUGACGGGGCGGUCAAGGGCGUUGCUGCAGGCGCGCACACCGUCGUGCCUUUCCCCUGCGCCGCUGUGCCGUCCCCACGCCUCCUCACCUGAGUGCGAAGAAACCUUCUUGGUGCCGGCUGAUGGGCGCCUGACCGGCCGCAGCCCCCCACCGCCCCCACCCGGGUGGUCGUCAGCCCAGCGCGGCCAUGCAGGGCCUGCAGCAGCAGCCGCAGCAGCAGCAGCCGCCAGGGCCCAUGCAGGGGGCCGCCCCGGGCUACUGCGGCAGCGGCGGCGGCGCCACCGCCGCACCAGCUGUGUCGGCGGCAUCAUGGCUGCGUGAAGGGGUGGCGGCGACGGCGGCGGCGGGUCAGCCCCACAAGCAGCAGCAGGAGCAACACCUGCACCGUUACCAGCGACGUCACCCGGACUGCUAUGCAGCUGUCGACCCACCGCCGCAGCUGCAGCCGCAGCCAUGGCAGCCGUGUCAGUUGCCUGUGUCUUCAUCAACACCGGCAUCCCCCCCGCAGCCGCAGCUGCAGUCGCCGUGGCGCCCUCCACUGCAGCCUGCAGGCCCCCGCGGCCACCACCAGCACCACCACCACCUCCAGCGCUCACGCCAGCUCCCGCAGCACCAACAGCACCAACAGCGUUACCCCCAGCACCCGGCUUACCGCAUCAACCACCUGACCCAGCGCUCUCCGCUCGCUCCACUGAGCCCCCUCCACCCCAACCCGCACCAGCAGCCACGCCCCCACCAGCCGCUGACUGCCCACCGGAGCCGGCCCGCCAGCAGCAGCAGCUGCGGCAGCCUCAGCGGCGCCGCCGACCCUAGCUCACUGGCCCACACCCGCCUGCCGCUGCCGCUGCCGCCCACACCAGCACCAGCGCCCACAGCGCACGGCCCCCUCUCCUGCCCCAGUGUGGCACGACUCCCGCCCACUCUACAGGUGUCAACCCCGCCACCACCACCGCUGCCACCACCGCUGCCGCUACCACCACAACCGCAGCCGCCACCACCGCUGCCGCCACCGCCACCGCCACCGGCACCGCUGGCGCCGCCACCACCGCUGCCGCCACCCAGCAGGACACAGCAAACUACCGCAGCGGGACUGCUCAGCCUCAGGCGGCGCCCGCACCAGCCACAGCUCCAGCCGCCGGCGCUCCUGGCUGGCUGCAAGCGCCCCCGCACGCCGCCGCCAUCCCCCCUGCCACUGCCGCCGCCACUGCAAGUGCCUCAAGCCCCCCCAGCUCCAACACCACUGCCCGGCAGCAACGCAAGGGAGCCCGCCGCUGCUGCCGCCGCUGAUGCCGGCGCCAGCGCCAGCGCCGGUGCCAGCCUGCCCGCUGUGCCUGUGGACGGCGAUGGCGGUGACGGAGGUGGUCGCGCGAAGCGGAGGGCCCUGGAGGCGUCGUCGCAGGAGCAACCCCAGCUGCGGGAAGCACUGCCGCCGCCGCCACUACCUGGCUCUAGCCGGCAUUGCGCCGGACCCGCACAGGUGGCGGCGGCGGCGGCGGCGGUGAGGCGGGCGGUGGGCGCUGCAGCGCGGCCCCGGGGGCGUGACGGCAGAGGCGCCGCCGGCAGCAGCAGCAACCGCUCCGGGGGCGCCUCCAGCAGCCGCAGCCGCAAUGCCGGAGCUGUCAUUCGUAGUGGCGGAGCCAGCGGCCCAAGCGGCGGCCCAGCCUCAGUAAUGCAGGCGGUGGCGAAGGGGCGGGAGACGGCCAAUCAGCAGCAGCAGCAGCAGCCGUACUUCCACUGCCUUAGCUGUGGUCGCUACUGCUUCUGCCGACACUGCCACCAGAGCCCACCAGAAGCCAAGCGGCAGCGGCUUCAGCUGCCGGGCCAGAGGCAGGCCGCCGCCGCCGGUUGUGCAGGUGGCAGCGGCAGCGGCGCUUCCGGCCCGGCCCAGCAGCAGCAACAGGAGCUGCAGCGGAUGCAGGCGCCACCGCUGGCGCCGCCUCAAGCCCAGCAGCAGCAGCAGAAGCAGCAGCUGCAGCAGCAGCAUUCCUUGCCAGCAGCCCCUGCCCUGCCGGCACCGGCAUCGGCACCGGCACCGCAUCCUGCCAUCAUCACGGCCAUCACUGCCGCCGAGGCCCAAGCCGCUGACGUUGCCCAGACACAGCCGCCGCCCCUUGGCGCCGCCACUGGCGCCUGUGCCGCUGCCGCCACUGCCUCUAUUGCUGCUGCUGUUGCUGGCCCUGCUGCGCCGCAGGCUGCAGCUGCGCCAUGCCCACCGCUGCCGCAACUGCAACUGCCGCUGCAUGUGCGGGUGCGUGCAGUGCUCAGCGCCACUGCGGCACGGAUGCGGCAUGCGGCUGCAGCAGGGGGCGGCAACGGCGGCAGCGGCGGCGGCAAUGGUGGCGGCGGUGGUGGCGGCGGCGGGGGCCCGUACCCAGAAGCGAGGGCACGAAGGCCGCUGCUGCCAGGCACCGCCGUCGUGGCACCAGCAGUGGUGGCAGUGGCAGCAGCAGCAGCAGCAGAAGACGCCGCCGUAGCGCCAGUGGCAGCAGCAGCAGCAGCAGCAGCACAGGCAGCAGUGCCGCGGGAGGAGGGCGGCGCACUGCAGCGGCACGCUGAGGCGAGGGCUGAGGAGAAGGAGGAGGGGGAGGUCGAGGAGGGCGAGGCCAGCGAUGAGGUUGAGGAGGGCGAGGUGCAGCUCAACAGCAUACCCGCCGCCGCACCUGCCGUCACACCUGCGGUACUGCUGGCGGGCUGUGGCACCGACUCACGCAGCAGCCCCGCGCCCGGACCCUCGCCGCCGCCUCCUUCCAGUGUCGCGGACGGACCCGGCGGCCCUAGCCCCUGCAGCUCAGGCGGCACGGCGGGCGGGGCGCACCCGGAGGCGGCUGCGGCUGCUGGUGCGGCACCUGCGGGCGCCGCCGCGGCCCUGGCCCCAGAGGCGGCGCCGCGGGCAGUCCCCUCGGGGGCAGCGCCCGAGGCGGUGGGGCAUGAGACGGGGGCGGCGGCGCCUGGGCCCAGCAGUACGGGGCCAGAGCCGGGGUCAGGGCCAGGCGGCGGUGGGGUCGGGGCCCAGGGCCCGGGGCACACCCCACCACCCGGUGACGUGCCCUGCCCCCAGCCCUGCCCUGAGCCCUGCCCCAACCCGUGCCCGCCGCACCCCCAGCAGCCCCGCCCGCACCUGCACCGCCAUGCGGCUCUGGAGGCGGCACUGGCCGCGGACCUCCGGGCUCUGGCGGCGCGGCAGGCGGCGGGGCUGGCGGCGCUGGGGCAGCGGCUGGUGGGGCGGGCGAGGUAGAGGAAGGCGGGGGCGCGGGUGGGGGCCUGCAGUAACUUUUGUCUGCAGUGGUUGUCUCCAGUGAUUGCGAUGAGUGGUUGCGAGGUAAUGGUGGUAAUGAUGGUAGUUGUGGGGUAUUUCAAGCAGUAGUAGAUGUUUGAUCACGCGCCAGCAGCGGGACACACCAAAGUCGGGAUCGUGGUGUUACUCUUUUCGGGCCGGUGCAGGGCUGUACUGCAAUCCUGGUUUUCCAUCAAUCGGGCGCAGCAAAUGUCCCGCUGCCAGGAGCGCGCUUGGCAAAGUCGGGUUUUGGUUUGCGUGAUUCAAAUGUGUCGGACUCGUGCAGUGGGUCGGGGGGUGUCCCACGGGCCGCCGCCGGCCGCCUCCGCCGCCCAAUGUGGUUGACCGGGUCGGCGCAGCUGGUGAGAACGCCCGUCGGUCCGUGGACUUGUUUGGGCUCCAGGAUAUAACGCCCCUGAGACAU
Messenger RNA from Chlamydomonas reinhardtii, 3890 nucleotides. RefSeq lists its product as uncharacterized. The record is from RefSeq and is a predicted model, not a curated record. The coding region runs from base 380 to 3427 and encodes 1015 amino acids. The transcript has 3 exons. NCBI's taxonomy places the organism in Eukaryota, Viridiplantae, Chlorophyta, Chlorophyceae, Chlamydomonadales, Chlamydomonadaceae.